Molecule: messenger RNA, 5044 nt
Organism: Linum trigynum
Lineage: Eukaryota; Viridiplantae; Streptophyta; Magnoliopsida; Malpighiales; Linaceae
Source: the annotation of a GenBank genome assembly
CCGUUUGAGUCUUAUUUCUCGUGUUUUAGGCCGAUUUCACGCUAGGUUAUUCUUGUUUGUGAUAUUUCAGGUCCUAGUACGUGAAUGAAAGCUUGGGAACGAGUUCGGGGUCGAUUGGACGAAGAUUGGACGUUUGGCGAGAAGCUGAGGAACUCACACGGGCACGCCUAAAACCCACACGGCCAUGUGACUUGGACGUGUGGCACCAAUUUGCACGGGCAAGCCACACUGGCCAUGUAAGGGACCUCUUGUGGCUGUGUGGAAAGUCUAGGGAGCUCACACGGGCAGCCUCAAAAUCCACACGGCCGUGUGGCCCUGGCCGUGCAGCAUGCCUGAAAGCCCACUAAUCGAAACGCCGUGUUUUAACAUCCACACGGGCAGACUGGAAAGCCACACGGCCGUGUGGUCGGGAAUUUCUGGGUUUUAACCCAAUUGCAAGCCAAAUGAGAAGGGAACCGAGUUUUAGAGAGAAAAAGUGGAUACCUAGAAAGAGAAAGUGACGAACCUGAUUCUUCAAGUGCCUAGAUCGAUCUCCAUCACCAUUGGAGCCCGGCUUGAGCUUGGAGAAGAGCUGAUUGAGUAGCGAGUCACUUGUAGAGAACAUGACAUAAACUAUCAGCCACUAGGUCUGAACUCUUCAUGAGUAUUCGGCCUAUUGACUUUUACAAUGAGGGUGAUCCUAGUGUAACUUACCUUGAUGGUCGGAAGCAUGUCUUCGGAAAGCCAAUCCUAAAAAAUUGAAUUAGAUAAUUAUGAAUGCAGUUAAAAACAUCCUCAUGAUCCUUGGAAACAUUUUGGCAAUGAUGUUUUGUUUCAUCUAGUUGUGGUUUUGGCAUGAAAGAAUUAGUAUUUUGGUCACCACGUUUAAGCCAAUUUGAUCUCGGUCUUUGCUUCCAUACCAGUUCUUCCUUCUAGUUAGGGUCUUGCUUUUUGGUUUCUAUGAGUCUGAGCAUUGCGAUAUUUUUUUUCUUUGACAUCUUUAGCAUGUUGUUGAGGUCCAUUUGAUUUUUUUCAAUCUACCUCAAAUGUUCCCAACCUUUUGUUUGUUGCACGCAAAGAGAUCUCUCUCACAAUUUUUAGGAUAUUUAGCAUAUUAGCUCCUUUUGACCCUCACAAGUUUUUUUCAAUAAGAUCCUUACACUUAGGAUCUUUGUGCCAAAAAGACUCCACUUUAAAAUACCAUCCCCACUCGAUAUCAAAACUUGUUUCCUCUUGUCUCAAGUAAAAUGGAGCAGUGGUCAAAAUUCUCUUAAGGAAGAUGGUAAACUUGAAAGUUUGUGUAGUCCUUUUAACAUUGAGAUUGAGUGAUAUCUAACAAGGUGCUCUUUAAUAAAACUUUCCUCUCUUUCUUUAUCUUAUGUGUUUCCCCGGGCCAGGAAAGUCCAAUUCCGCACCCGAAGAUGGCAAAGCGGCGACCAGGGAAUAGGAGCAGGAGACCCCCCGGUCAGGUGGGCAUUAAUCCCUAAUCGGGGAAAGGAAGGAGGAUGAUCGGGGAUCUGGGUUGACGAGCUGUAGUUACCUUUUUUGUUUAUGAUUCUUUUCCUUUUUGGGUUUUUUUAUUAGUUUUUGUUUCUUUGGCCUAUUAAAGGCUUAGACUCUUUAGAGCAAACAUUGAAGAGUAUUGAGUUUAUUAUUGAUAGAGCCUUCUCCCAGGUGUGAGAUUGCACUUCAUUUCCGUUGAGCUUUGUCUUUAUGAGUAUAGACAUGAGAGAAGAUAAAGAAGCUAAAACUUCUUGAUUUUUAGAUGGCCUCAUUUGGGAAUUUAGGCACGAAGUUGAGCUUUGUCAAUUUGUGGAGCUGGAGGAAGUGGUUCAUCUAGCCAUUAAGGUGGAGAAGCAGCUGAAGGUUAGCUCUGGAAGAAGGUAUCCACCUUCAACUAAACCGAUUUCAGAAAAUAUGGGCGAGACCACUAUGAAUCAUUUCAGGCCCGAAGGAGUCAAGCUAACAUAUAGAUACACUAUUACCUUCAUUCAAGUCAGACCAGAAGGAUCGGCUGGAAGCAUCCAAUGCGUCUCAACAAGAAAAUUUUGGUUCUACGAGAUAGAGAAUACUUUUCUGAGGAGGAAGAGAAGCCAAUGGAGACAUAAAUAUAUUCUUAUGAUGUUGAUGGUCACAUCACUAUUGAAGCCCUUCCAACAUGUAAGUUUUUUGGAGUCAAUCAUUAAGCUCUAGCUGAUCAAGAACAACAAGAUAAUCUGUUUCAUACCCAUUUUCUGAUGGAUGGAAAAAUUUUGUAUGUGGUCAUAGUAGUCAAAAUCCCAAUUAAAAUCCUAAAAUCUUACGAUUUUACGAUUUUACUUACCUAUCUCGAUUCUGAUUUCACUAUUAAAUCUAUGGACCUUAAAAUCCUACACUAUUCACGAUUUAAAUCCUUAAAAUCUUACGAUUUUACGAUUCAAAUCUAUGAGUUAAUUUUACUUAUUUUUAUCAUAAUUUAAAAAAUAACACCUCUUUUCCUUCAAAAUAAGUAACAUCAUCUAGUUGUCUCACACUAGCCACCAUCGACCAUCAUCAAUUCACAUCGGUGUAUUAAAUAACAUCGAUUCACCACCUUUUAACAUUAACCUUGAUAAAUUGGAACAUCAUCCUUGAGAGCUUAUCAUUAUAAUUGUUAUGUGUUUUUAUGUUAUUGGUAUUUUUCUUAUUAAUAUCAUUUCGUCUUCGUUUUUAUAUGAACCUUAAAAUCCUACGAUUUUACGAUUUCGAUUUUACCCCCAUUUUUUAUUUUACUUAAAAUCCCAAUUUUAACUGCUUUGUCUGUGGUAAUUGAUGGUGGUAGCUGCACAAAUGUUGUGAGUCUUGAUGCAAUCAAGCAGCUGGGAUUGAGUAUCCUUAAGCAUCCUCAACCUUACAAUCUUCACUAGUUGAACGACUAUGGAUCCAUCGAGGUUAACAAAAAGGUCAAGGUUCGAUUUCAGAUUUGUGAGUAUGCAGAUAAAGUCUGGUGUUACGUUGCCCCAAUGCAGGCUACUCAUCUCUUAUUGGGUCGUCCAUGGCAAUAUGACCGUGGAAUUAUUCACGACGGAAGACAUAAUAUCUACUAGUUCAAGCAAGGAGAUCAUAAGUUUCUGCUCAAACCAUUGUCGCCAUCUGAAGUCCGAAAAUAUCAAUGACAAUGGAGCUGAAUUGGGCAAGGGAGAAAUGAAAUGCAAGUGGCUUGGAUUCGGAGGAUGGAAGUGGAACCCAUCUUAUGGCUCGAAGACACAUGUUGACUGUGCUGAGAAGAAUUUAGUUGGGAAAUUAUGGUGAUGAACUUUCAUGCAGGAACACACAACGUUUGAGGACAAAGCUUCUUCAGCAAGGAGGAAGUGAUGUGAUUCCCCAGCUAGGAAGGGUCCAAUUCCCCUACCGAGGAUCACAAGGCGUCAACCAGGGAAUUGGAGCAGGAGACCCCCUAGUCAGGUGGGCAUUAAUCCCCGUUCGGGGAUCGGGGCUGACAAGCUGUAAUUACCUUUUGUGUUUAGGAUUAUUUUCCUUUUCGAGUUUUUGAUUAGGUUUUUUUUUUGUUUUUUUGGCCUAUUUAAAGGCUUAGACUCGAGUUUUAGAGCAUACAUUGAAGAUUAUUGACUUUAUUCUUGGUUCAUUGAGCUAUCAACUUGUGAAUUGUGCUUUGUAUCAAUCGAGUAUUUUCCUUGAUUAUGGUUGAUCUUUUACCCUAUAUUGAUAGAGCCUUCUUAAAGGUGUAAGAUUUCACUUCAAUUAUGUUUUAUUAUUAAUCCUAACCCAUGUUCGGGUGGGCAUUAAUUCCCGAUCGGGGAUGUGAAGGAGGACGACCAGGAUUGGAGCUGGCGAGCUGGAAUUACCUUUUGUGUUUAGGAUUCUUUUCCUUUUCGGGUUGUUGAUUAGCUUUGUUUUUCUUCUUUGAACUAUAUAAAGGCUUAGACUUGAGUUUUAGAGCUGGCAUUGAAUAUUAUUGAGUUUAUUCUUGGUUCAUUGAGCUUUCAGCUUGUGAAUUGUGCUUUGUAUCAAUCGAGUAUCCCCCUUGAUCGUGGUCGAGCUUCUACCCUAUAUUGAUAGAGCCUUCUCCCAUGUAUGAGAUUGAACUUGAAUUUUGUUUUAUCUUUAACCCCUCUUCUUGGUUGUACGACUAUGAUAAUUGCGUCCACCGGUUCUGUGAUCAUAUCAUUAUCUCAUGUAAGGGAUCGUUUGGAUAAGGAAUUGUAUAAACGAGGGAUUUGGGUCUAAAUCGCUUAUUUUAAAAACCCAUGUAGUUUUAACAUAUGUUUUGCCAAAAAAACUUAUUUGAAAGUGGACUGAUAUUUGCUCAACAAGGAUUUUAAUUUCUAAUGGAAAUUUUGAAAGCAUUAUAUUGCCCUUAUCUUCUUCACAUAUGACAUACCCCAAUAAAUCGGUAACCCGUGUUCUGCAUCACGUGUCGUUUUCCUCCCUAUUCACCCAUUAUCGUUGUCGCUCCAAGCAUCCCCGCCCCUCAUGGAACCUAACCUAUCGCUCAGUACCACCGCCACUCUAAAAGUCCUCGUGCAAAAAGAAGACGAAAUUCGGAGCCAACACUUAGCGUGAGUGAUCUGUUCGUCUGAAAUCACCCACAGUGAUGGAUCUGUUCUCCCUCGUCCUCCCUCGUCCUUGUCGUAGUUGUUGCGAUCCAUGUCAUCCUCGUCGGUUCUUUACCCUUCUCCUCUAUGACUUUGGGGUUUGUCUCAAUCGUCCAGAAAUCCCGUCCUGGAGGCGAGUUUCUGGAGGAACUUUCCAAUUCAUACGAGCACUAAUACGGUGAAGCAAAAUCUAUGUUUCUUUCCUUAGAAUCGAAACGACCUCUAUUGCCUUCUCGUCUACUGCUCCCUCUACUCUUCCCCUUUCUCGACGGUGAGAUCCUUUUUAUCGUAUGAAUUGGAGAAGAAUUUGUUGAUCGUUUCACUUGACAUCUUAUGCUCCCUCUCGAGAGAGGGAUUUGAUGGAAAAAGGGUUAAGAGGGAGAAAUCGAAGAAAGAAAGAAAGAAAAAAAAGGAGUUACAAUGACUUGAGGGUAAACAUGGAAUAAGUAAAAAGUAUAGAGACAAGUUGGGAAUAAAUUAAGAAGCAUGUG